Molecule: messenger RNA, 312 nt
Organism: Rhizoctonia solani
Lineage: Eukaryota; Fungi; Basidiomycota; Agaricomycetes; Cantharellales; Ceratobasidiaceae
Product: Reverse transcriptase (RNA-dependent DNA polymerase)
Exons: 1
Coding region: 1-312 (103 amino acids)
Source: RefSeq, a predicted model, not a curated record
AUGUUUGUAAAAAAGGCAGAUGGUUCCUUACGGCUUGUGGUGGACUACAGAAAGCUCAACAACGUCACACACAAAAAUGUCUACCCAUUACCAAGGCAGGAUGACCUAAUGGCUAAAAUCAGGCGCGCAAAAAUGUUCACUAAACUGGAUUUACGUUGGGGUUACAAUAACAUCCAGAUUAAGGAAGGUGACAAAUGGAAGACUGCUUUUAGGACCAAACAUGGGUUGUUCAAAUACCUAGUAAUGCCCUUUGGCCUGACAAAUGCCCCUGCAGCCUUCCAACACUUUAUGAAUGACCUGUUCCUGUCAUGA